AUGCCGUUCGGGUUAAAAAAUGCCGGGGCCACAUACCAGAGGACGGUAAACAAGAUGUUUGCCCAUCAAAUCGGCAGAAACAUGGAAGUCUACGUGGACGACAUGAUUGUGAAAAGCCGAGAGGCCGGAACGCACCUUGCCGACCUGGCCGAGGCCUUCGCCACGCUGCGCAAGUUCGGCAUGCGGCUCAACCCCACAAAGUGCGCUUUCGGCGUCACCUCCGGGAAGUUCCAAGGAUUCAUUCGAUUCAACGGAAGACUUGUCGCCCUGUCCCGCUUCCUCGCCCGAUCGGGCGAUCGCUGCCUCCCGUUCUUCAAGGCGCUCAAAAACCCGAAGAAUUUCCAAUGGACAUUGGAAUGCGAGGAGGCUUUAAAGCAGAUAAAGCAGCACCUGGCCAGCCUCCCUCGGCUCGCCUCUGUCUCCCCCGGCGAGAAGCUGGGACUCUACCUAGCAGCCUCCCCGCAUGCGGUCAGCUCCGUCCUUGUCAAGGAAAGCUCCGGCCCGCAACUCCCGAUCUACUACGUCAACCACGUCCUGAGUGGACCUAAAGAGCGCUACCCGCCGAUAGAAAAACUCGCACUCGCCCUGGUGCUCUCGGCUCGGAAGUUGUGCCCUUACUUCCAGGCGCACCCGGUGGAAGUCAUCACCGACCAGCCUCUCCGGCAGGUCUUAACAAAAUUCGAUGUUGCAGGUCGGCUCCUCCGAUGGGCGGUGGAGCUCGGUGAACAUGAUAUCAGUUACGUACCCAGGACCGCCAUGAAGGCCCAGGCAGUAGCCGACUUCGUCGCGGAGUUAGCUCCGAUGGACAGAGAUCCCGAGCAAACCCCCGAGGCUUGGAUCCUACACGUGGACGGCUCGGCCAACUCGAGUGGUGCCGGAGUGGGGCUGGUCCUCCUCGCCCCUGACGGACGCUCGUUCGAGCGUUCCCUCCGCUUCAGGUUUAAAGCCACUAAUAACGAGGCGGAAUACGAGGCACUCCUAGCGGGAUUGAGGCUGGCCCUCGAGAUGCAGGUGGACGCAAUACAUGUCCUCACCGACUCGCAACUUGUGGCCAAACAGCUCAGCGGUGGAUAUGAAGCUCGGGACGCAACCAUGGCCAAAUACCUGGCACGGGUAAGAGACCUAACCGCGAGAUUCCCUUACUUUACAUUAUCUAAUGUUCCGAGGGAGGAAAACGAGCGAGCCGAUGCGCUCGCUAAGCUGGCGUCAAGACAAACCCCCGAAGCGUGGCCAGAGAUUGAGGAGCUCCCCGCUCGCGCCAUCGAAGUAGCGACUAUGGCCCCAGGCGGUGCGCCGACCACGUGGGUGCAAGAGUUGCUGCGCUUCAAGCGGGAUGGAACUCUCCCCCUCGACGAAGUCGCAGCUCGGCGUCUGCGCCGCACACACGCGUGGUACGCCGAGGAGAGUGGUCGGCUUUACAAACGGUCCUUCACCCAUCCCCUCCUGCGAUGCUUGGAGCCUGACGAAGCACGGACAGUCCUGGCCGAAACUCACGAGGGGGUCUGCGGCGAACACAUCGGCGGACGAACCUUGGCGCACAAGAUACUCCGCCAAGGCUACUACUGGCCAACCAUGUGCCGAGAUGCGAAAGCCUACGUUCAGCAGGCCAUUAUCACCGACAACGGACCUCAGUUCGCAGGCACAAGGUUCCGGGAAUUCUGCGCCAGUCAUGGCAUUCAACUAAGGUUCAGCUCGGUGGCCCACCCUCAGACGAACGGGUUGGCCGAGGUAACCAACAAGUCCAUCUUAGAUGGCCUCAAAAGAAGAGUGUCUGCGGCCCGAUCGACCUGGACGGACGAGCUCCCCAGUGUGUUAUGGUCGCUGCGCACCACUCCCAAGACUGCGACCGGAGAAUCCCCGUACAGCUUGACGUUCGGAACCGAGGCCAUCCUACCACCCGAGAUGGCUAUCGCCAUGCUUCGGACGAGGAGCUACGACGAGGAAGCCUCGAACCAGGGACUUCGCGCCAGCCUCGACAUGCUCGAGGAGCGACGCACCGACGCGCACCUGAAGGCCCUCUCUCACCAGAGAGCCGUCGCCAGGGUCUACAACAGAAAAUUAUGA
Messenger RNA from Musa acuminata AAA Group (dessert banana), 2064 nucleotides. RefSeq lists its product as uncharacterized. NCBI's taxonomy places the organism in Eukaryota, Viridiplantae, Streptophyta, Magnoliopsida, Zingiberales, Musaceae. Gene Ontology annotation, molecular function: nucleic acid binding; RNA-DNA hybrid ribonuclease activity. The transcript is spliced from 3 exons. The record is from RefSeq and is a predicted model, not a curated record. Bases 1 to 2064 code for a protein of 687 amino acids. Gene Ontology annotation, biological process: DNA integration.